AUGGACCUAGUCACGUCUGAUGCAGUUCGUACGGAGGGGUUGCCGGUGACCCGGUUCCCUGCUUCACCGGUUAGCGCGGGGUUUCCGUCAGGGACAGUCAUCCCUAGGCCGGAUGCAGUGGCCACGAUGUUUGAACACGUGUUGGCCUCCUUGGCGCGUUUUGAGUCGCGGAUGGACGAUUUUGAUCGUCAGUUGGUGCCGCCACGAUCGGACCAGGCGCAUACCCACGGUCUGCCCUCACAUUGGUUUACCGAUGCCUUGCCUCGCUCGGUUCCGCCGGCUAUCCCUACUCAAGCGGUUGUGACGGCUAUCCCAAAUACGCAAGGCUUGCGUGCGGGGACUCAGCCAUGGGUUCCGCCAGGGACAUGUGCGAGUUUCUCUUCGAUCAAUUCCGUGCCGAUUUCGGGGGCAGUAUCGGGCCCGGUGGAGGCUUUGGGGACAGGUUCGGACCCCGGAGCAGGUUGGGCAUCGUCGUGGGAGCCGCCAGGUACCCGCCUUGGGUUCAAUCGCCCGGCGCCGCGCCAGCCUACUUCGUGGGAUAAUCCGGCUUGGCAUAAUCACGGGGGUCACUGUGCAUGGGAGGAACCGCGAGAUGUGAAGAUGAAGCCGCCACGUUUCGGUGGUUCUGACGCGGUGAAUUGGAUUGCGCGGAUUCAAUAUUAUGUUGAUCAUCUAAUGAUGCCCGAAGCAUAUCGCCUGCACUAUGUGGUUAUGCUCUUCGACGGUCCAGCGGCAGAAUGGGUAUUCAACUAUCGGGCCAGCAACCCGGUUGCUCUCUGGGCCGAUUUCUUGGAGGAUGUGCGGCGUCGUUUUGAUCCGCAGUGUUUUGAGGAUUACCUGGGCUUGAUAGCGAAACUGGUCCAGACAGGGACGCUAGCUGAGUAUAAUGCGAUGUUCGAAUCAAUGAGGAAUCGGAUACCCAAUGUCCCCGAGUCCACGUUCUUGCCUAUUUAUGUAGCGGGUCUUCAACAACCAGUGCGGAGCCAGGUUAAACAUCAGCAUCCGCGUUCGGUGGCGGCCGCGAUGGCUCUCGCAAUCGAGUUUGAUGGCAGCACCGGCAAACCCACACCCCCAUCCGGCCCACAACGUCGCCAAUGGCCCCCCAGGGACCAGAAAGUUCCCCCCUCGGCUGGGCCACAGCAGCCGGUUCAGGCCCAGACGGCAACGAGGCCGGUUUAUGCCAGGGGGCCGGAAUAUUCGAAGCUACCAGUGAUCCAUCUUACACCGGCUCAGCGAGCAGAUCGCACCCGUCGUGGGGUAUGUAUUUAUUGCGAAGAGAAGUGGGGUCCUUCUCAUGCGUGUAAGCGGCCCUUCUUGGCCUAUAUGGGUGGUGACGCUGAGGACGAGGCAGAGGAUCCGAUUUUCACGGAAGACCCACCGGAACAGCAGGAGGUGAUAACAGCUGAUCUUUCGCACAUCUAUGCGCUAGACGGCAGACAGCGACCGGAGGUGAUGGAACUGCGGGGCACUAUCGGAGCUGAGCCGGUGGUUGUCCUCGUUGAUACAGGCAGCUCUCAUGAUUUCUUGCACCCCAGAAUCGCGCAGAAGCUCGCGCUACCGCUAACGGCGGUUAAGCCCUUUCGUGUGUAUGUUGGUAAUGGGGCGUCGUUGGUAUGUUCGCAUGUGAGCUUACGAACCCGGGUGGUGAUCCAAUCGCACGUGUUCUUGAUCAAUUUGCACGUCCUUCCGAUCCAUGGUCCGGACGUGAUUCUUGGCUUGGCUUGGCUAAAGUCUAUGCGACGUGUGACUAGUGAUUUUGUCGAUGGAACCCUGGAGUUUGUGCGGGAUGGCGUGCCCAUUUGUUUGAAGGUGACCCCACCGAUCUCCCGGCAGGUCACAAUGAAGACCGCCGCCAGCCUGUUGUCGUUGCGAGGGGAAGCGGAGAUGUUCGAGUUAGUAGCGGUGCCCCGCACGGAGGACCGAGAGGCGGUCACGGCCGAGGCGGCAUUCCCGGCCAACUUGGACCCUAUGGUCUUGUCCGUUUUGCGUUCACAUGAGGAUGUGUUUCGUGCCCCGACAGGCGUGCCACCAACCCGCCCGUUCGACCACCGCAUUCAUUUACUUCCGAACUCCAAACCGAUUAGUGUGCGUCCAUAUCGCUACCCAUAUUUCCAGAAGAAUGAAAUCGAACGACAGGUGAAGGAGAUGCUAGCCUCGGGCAUUAUACGGCCUAGCCAGAGCCCGUUCUCUUCUCCUGUGUUGCUUAUUAGAAAAAAGGAUGGGACGUUUAGAUUCUGUAUUGACUACAGAGCAUUGAACACAGCAACGGUGCCUGAUCACUUCCCUAUACCUACCGCGGAUGAGUUAUUUGACGAGCUGGGGGCGGCCCGUUUUUUCACAAAAUUAGAUCUACGCUCAGGGUACCAUCAGAUCAGGAUGCACACGGAUGACGUUUUCAAAACGGCCUUUCGAACUCACGACGACCAUUUUGAGUUCCUCGUCAUGCCGUUCGGUUUGACUAAUGCUCCGUCGACAUUCCAGUCGGCCAUGAAUGCCAUCUUUAGACCACUGCUGCGCACCUUUUUUAUCGUAUUCUUCAACGACAUCUUGGUCUAUAGCCCGACGCUGGAAUCUCACGUGCGCCACAUGCACGAGGUCCUCACCAUUCUGAAGUCUAAUCGGUUCUUUGUUAAACUAUCCAAAUGUGUUUUCUGCAGCACCACAGUAGACUAUUUGGGGCAUCUAAUUGCGGAGGGACAAUUGAGAGCCGACCCGGAGAAAAUUACCGCCAUGGUCGCGUGGCCGACGCCGUCCACGAUUAAGCAGCUGAGAGGGUUCUUGGGGCUUACGGGUUAUUAUCAGAGGUUUAUCGCGCAUUAUGCGACCCUAGCUGCCCCUUUGACGGAACUAUUGAAGAAGGACGCUUUCGUCUAG
Molecule: messenger RNA, 2874 nt
Organism: Salvia splendens (bonfire salvia)
Lineage: Eukaryota; Viridiplantae; Streptophyta; Magnoliopsida; Lamiales; Lamiaceae
Exons: 1
Coding region: 1-2874 (957 amino acids)
Source: RefSeq, a predicted model, not a curated record